AUGAACCGAAUGCACAUCCCUACCCUGGACCAUUUCUUCCUCAUCUGCCACCCUGUCUGGUCUCACCACCAUCACACUGUUCCCUGGGCACGGAGACUGUUCACAGGGGUGUGGCCUGUUUCCGUCAUCCUUGGCGCUGCCUACCUGGCUUUCCGGCACGUGCAUCUGGUUUUCGUGGCGGUCCGGUUCCUGUUUCCGUUCUGCAUCAUUACAGGCUGUUAUUAUGGGAUGGGUCAGGAGAUCAAGAAGAGAAAGCUGGUCAGGACCAGAAAGCCUUUCCAAAUCCCGGUAGCUGCUGUGAUGUCCUUCUUUGUCUUUUGGCUCGCUUACCAUCUCAAGCUUUGCUACUUAUUACAUGGCUUCAAUUUCUGUUUCACCCCCAUUCUCUAUCUCUUGGUUGGGGAGAAAUUCCAACAGGUUUCCAAGACAUCCAUUUUUGCUUUGCUUAAGAGGGGCUUUAUGGAUAUUCCUGUCAUCCCCAUGGGCAAUGCCAAUGAGGAGUGCCACCGGACAUAUAGCCGGACAAAGCUGACGAUGACUCAGUGCAAUGAUCUGCCAUUCCCCUGA
Messenger RNA from Gekko japonicus, 567 nucleotides. Its product is annotated as probable G-protein coupled receptor 33. Gene Ontology annotation, biological process: inflammatory response; complement receptor mediated signaling pathway; phospholipase C-activating G protein-coupled receptor signaling pathway. Gene Ontology annotation, molecular function: complement receptor activity; G protein-coupled receptor activity. The record is from RefSeq and is a predicted model, not a curated record. Gene Ontology annotation, cellular component: plasma membrane. Bases 1 to 567 code for a protein of 188 amino acids. The transcript has 3 exons. NCBI's taxonomy places the organism in Eukaryota, Metazoa, Chordata, Lepidosauria, Squamata, Gekkonidae.